CGUCGCUUUGAUUGCGGAAGUGUACAGAUGCUGUUGUAGCUCGGUGAAGCUGCCUGGCUGCUUCUGGACUCUGUAAUUUCAUCCUCUUUUCAUCCAGCUGCAUGUAGCUUCUCAGGGAGCUUCAGUUUCACGGCUCUAUCAGUCUAUCAGGUUGAGCUGUCACCAUGGCGGAUCACACCGACGUCAGUCUGUCGCCGGAGGAGAGAGUCCGGGCUCUGACCAAGAAGGGGAGCUCGGUGGAAGUGAACGACGACGUGCCGCCGCGCCGCUACUUCCGCUCGGGCAUGGAGAUGAUCCGCAUGGCCAACAUCUACACGGAGGAGGGCAACAUCGAGCACGCCUUCGUCCUCUACAAUAAGUACAUCACGCUCUUUAUAGAAAAGCUUCCCAAACAUCGGGAUUACAAGACCGCUAACAUUCCUGAGAAGAAGGACACACUAAAGAAACUGAAGGACGUUGCAUUUCCUCAAGCAGAAAUCCUCAAAAAAGCUCUAUUGAGAAGAUUUGAACAGGAAUAUACACAGUAUCUUAUCAAAAAGAAAGCGGAGGAUGAGGCCUUGGCGAGGGAGCAGUCCAGGCAGCGAGCGCUGGACGCUGAGCGGGAGCGAGUGGCCGAGAUGCAGCGGCGCCAGCGGGAGCAGGAGCAGUUCAGUGCCUUCGAGGAGAUGAUCCGUCGCCAGGAGCUGGAGAAGGAACGCCAGCGGGUUCUCCUGGAGUUCGCCACGCCGGCCGCUCCCUCCCCGGACACGCCCCUCCUCCCCGGCAUCCAGGGCCCGCCGCUGGUGUCCCCGACCCCCCCGCAGAGCCCAGGUGACCUCUCCGGCAGCAACAACCACCAAUACAAUCGUCCUUCAGCCACCAUCGGCACACCCGGUACCGGCCCGCCCACCUUCGACCGCUCGCUCAAGCCCGGCUCUCUGGUCAGCCCCGGGAACAACAAUACAAUGGUGGAUGCCCUCCGGCAGUUGGCCGUCCCCGCUGAACUGUGCCGGAGUUUUCUGAGGCUGGCCGAGGCCAACACAAGCCGAGCUGUAGAAACUUGCGGCAUCCUGUGUGGCAAACUGACCAGGAAUGCGUUUACUGUGACCCACGUCAUCGUACCAAAGCAGUGUGGCGGACCGGACUAUUGUGACACGGAAAACGAGGAGGAGCUCUUCCUCAUACAGGAUCAGUACGAUCUCAUCACCCUGGGCUGGAUACAUACUCACCCCACUCAGACGGCCUUCCUGUCCAGCGUCGACCUCCACACUCACUGCUCCUACCAGAUCAUGCUGCCUGAAGCCAUCGCUAUCGUCUGCUCGCCCAAAUUCAACGAAAUCGGCUACUUCAGGUUGACGGAUCGAGGAACAGACGAGAUCUCCACGUGUAAACAGAAAGGUUUUCACCCUCACAGCAAAGAUCCUCCUCUAUUUACACAUGCAGGACACGUCACCAUCACCGAUGACACCGUGUCCAUGAUGGAUCUGCGGUGAUUUUCCCUCAUUCGUCAGAACACUCACAGACUGUUUUAUCAAACUGCAGCUGUUUUGCUGGAGGAAACACUCAUUUUAUGUUGAGGACGGUACUGAGCGGACGCCGGCCACGAGUUUACCAUUUAUAAGGACUUCAGUUGUUCUCAAAGGGAGCAACGAUUUGUUUUUGUUGGUGUUUUUUUUGCUCUGUAAGAAAAAAAAUCCACAUAUUAUUGCACUUUCCAAGCAAACAAAUACUAUCCAUUUUAAUGGACCGGAAAACCUCUGGCUCUUCAAACCCUUCUGUUCGUGUCUGUGUGUGAUGUCGUUCUUUCCUGUUCAGCUUUUGUUUUCUGUCACGAAUAAAUCUGUGUGUUCGUGUCCGGUAGCCCAAACCUUUGUUUCACGACCGUCGUCAAAGUUUGGUCCUGCCUGACAGAUAAAGUGCCAAGGACGAGAACAUCUGCCUGUUGUUGAGUUGUUCAUUGUGUAAAAUGAAGUUCAGUGGAGUUUGUAAUCGACUCUUCGUUCCUUUGACUUUCCGUCAUUAGCCGUUGAAGUGCUGCGAGUGAUGAGAGAAGUGAAAGCCAGUUGUAACUCAGGUAUGCAGGCAGUGCCGCUGCCGCUGCUGCUCUGUAUCAUAUUUUUUAUAAACCAUCACUCCGGAGUAUCCUUUAUCUCAAAGGGGUUUCCUUCUUUCUGAAAUUUAAUUCCUGCUUCGAUGGAUCCACCUUUUACACAUUUCUAUUUCCCUAUUCUUCGAGGGUUUAAGGGGGGUUGGUGGCACCUGAUCGACAUGUUGGUGUGACAGGAAAUCUGAAUGUACCUUCUGCUACACUUUACUAACCUCCUGCCAUGGUUCAUUCCUCUAACCAUCAUUUUGUUUGCUCCCUUCUCUUAUUAGAAGAAGUCAGUGAUUAGCCAUGAUUACCAAUGAAAUGCCAAGACAAAAUAAAAGUUGUAGUUGAAUUCA
Messenger RNA from Amphiprion ocellaris (clown anemonefish), 2424 nucleotides. RefSeq names its product STAM-binding protein-like A. The transcript has 10 exons. Gene Ontology annotation, molecular function: K63-linked deubiquitinase activity; metal-dependent deubiquitinase activity; protein binding. Gene Ontology annotation, biological process: protein K63-linked deubiquitination. Lineage: Eukaryota; Metazoa; Chordata; Actinopteri; Pomacentridae. The record is from RefSeq and is a predicted model, not a curated record. Bases 165 to 1472 code for a protein of 435 amino acids. Gene Ontology annotation, cellular component: endosome; cleavage furrow.